CUUGCACAACAGGCUAAUUGUGCAACUUCAAGGUAGACGGUUGUAGGCUCCUACGCAGAAUUGUAUAAUUUGUCUCUACAGCUGGUGGCUGUUGUGUUCUGGCCAGAAACAGUCUCUUUAAAGAAAAAUCCGCAAACAUGGGAGAGUGGGGAUUCCUGUCAUCACUGCUGGACAAGGUGCAGUCACACUCCACGGUCGUGGGUAAAGUUUGGAUGACCGUCCUGUUUAUCUUUAGGAUCAUGGUCCUGGGUGCCGGGGCAGAGAAGGUGUGGAGCGAUGAGCAGUCUAAUAUGAAAUGCAAUACCAAACAGCCCGGCUGUAAGACCGUGUGCUACGACCACGCCUUCCCCAUCUCCCACAUCCGCUUCUGGGUCCUUCAGAUCAUCUUUGUCUCCACCCCAACUUUGGUGUAUCUGGGACAUGUCAUGCACGUCAUCCACAAGGAGAACAAACUGAGGCAACGGCUAAGUCAGGCAGGCAAUGAGAUGGGGAAAAUGCCUAAGUAUUCUGAUGAGAAGGGUCAUGUCAAAAUCAAAGGUGACUUGUUGGCCAGUUACAUGGUCAAUAUCUUCUUCAGGAUUUUGCUGGAGAUAGCAUUUAUAGUGGGUCAGUAUUACUUGUAUGGGUUUGUGCUGGACCCCAAGAUUGAAUGCAGCAGAGCUCCCUGUCCGUUCACUGUAGAAUGCUUCAUGUCACGACCAACAGAGAAGACCAUCUUCAUCAUCUUCAUGCUGGUGGUGGCGUGCGCAUCUCUGCUGUUGAAUGUGGUGGAGAUAUUCUAUCUGAUCUGCUCCAAGUGUGGUUCUGGCUCAAGAAGACGAGCCAAAGCAGUUCCAGCCAUCGCAGUCCACAGCUGUCUGGAUGGAGGCAGUAUGAUGCAGAACGAGAAGAUGAGUCUUCAUGCAACUGGUCACAGCACAGCCUGAAGUCACUGAUCACCAAUCAACUAUUGUAAACACUAUUGACAUUUCUGUUGAUAUACAGAGGAAGAAUGCCACUAAAACUGUCAGCCCUACAAUAAUGCAGGGUCUUAAAGGCCCAGUAAAGUAAAAAAUGUGAAUUUCCUGUGUUUUAUAUGUAUUUUCACACUAUGAGGUUUGACUAAUGCAGUGAACUUGUGAGAAUAAUGAUAUGCCCUUUCAGUGUAAGAGCUGUUUGAAAUGGCUGCCUGAAAUUGGAGUUCGGAUGGAGUUUUGACCUUCCACAGUGACAUCACCAUGCGGUAAUUAGUUAAAUAGACCAAUAAGAAAGAGAGUUCCAAAUGUCGCUAACAGCUAAUUUUCAGUUUUUCCCUCCCUACUCAGACCACACCCAGACAGUCCUAGCAAAAUUAUUGCUUGAGAAAUUGUUCUUUGCUAAGAAGUUAUUUUUGUUUAUUUUUGACCAUUUACAUUGAAAACAAUCACAGUAAGGUACCUCAUUGAAAUUAUUGAUAUAAAUAAAUAAUUAGAUAAAAACAAAUGCAUUGGACCUUUAAGAUUAUUUUUAUAAUUGUAUACAUUGUUUUGGUUAUUUGAACCCACACUGUCCUAAAGUGACACAAAAAAAUGGUUUCAGAAAAUAUUUGUCAAUUUCAUCAUGUGAAUAUGUCAAUUUGAUUUUGUAAUUUAUUUAUGUUUUUAUAAAAUAAAAUAAAUGUGAGCAUUGA
Messenger RNA from Oncorhynchus masou masou (cherry salmon), 1648 nucleotides. Its product is annotated as gap junction Cx32.2 protein-like. Gene Ontology annotation, cellular component: connexin complex. Gene Ontology annotation, molecular function: gap junction channel activity. The transcript has 2 exons. Bases 138 to 926 code for a protein of 262 amino acids. Lineage: Eukaryota; Metazoa; Chordata; Actinopteri; Salmoniformes; Salmonidae. Gene Ontology annotation, biological process: cell-cell signaling. The record is from RefSeq and is a predicted model, not a curated record.